This is a messenger RNA of Poecilia reticulata (guppy), 900 nucleotides long. It is a transcript of the gene gstt2, whose product is annotated as glutathione S-transferase theta 2. Gene Ontology annotation, biological process: glutathione metabolic process. The record is from RefSeq and is a predicted model, not a curated record. Gene Ontology annotation, cellular component: cytoplasm. Lineage: Eukaryota; Metazoa; Chordata; Actinopteri; Cyprinodontiformes; Poeciliidae. Gene Ontology annotation, molecular function: glutathione transferase activity.
CCGCCGACAGACGGAGGACCGCAGAGGAAGAGCAACUUCCUUCACCGACAGAUUGAGACUUUUUCACCUGGGUACCAGAAAACCUCUGGUCUCCAUGGCAACAGGACGCGAGGUGCAGCUGUACCUGGACCUGCUGUCGCAGCCUUGCAGAGCCGUCCACAUCCUGCUGACCCGCACCAAGAUCCCGCACCGGGUCCACAGCGUGGCUCUGCGGAAAGGGGAACACAGAACCUCGGAGUUCUCCAAGCUGAACCCGAUGCAGAAGGUUCCGGUGCUGGUGGACGGCGGCUUCAUCCUCAGGGAGAGUGACGCCAUCCUGAAGUACCUGGCCACCACGUUCGACAUCCCUGAACACUGGUAUCCAUGGCAACCGGAGCGGCGCGCACGCGUCGACGAGUACACGGCUUGGCACCAUAGCAACACCAGACCGCACGCCGCCAAGGUGUUCAUGCUGGAGGUUCUGCUCCCUGCUCAGCUCGGCGUCCCGGUGGACCGGCGCCGCCUGGACCGGGCCCUGUCGGACCUGGACGUCACACUGGAGCGGCUGGAGUCCAUGUUCCUGCGGCGCCAGCCGUUCCUCUGCGGCGAUGACAUCACCGUGGCCGACCUGCUCGCCGUCUGUGAGCUCAUGCAGCCACUGGGAAGUGGGCGGGACAUCCUGAAGGACCGCCCCCAGCUGCGGCGCUGGAGGAGCCGCGUCCAGUCGGCCGUCGGUGAGUCGUUUGAUGACGCUCACGCCGUGCUGUUCGCCGUCAGAGACCGCCACCGCGCCAGGCUGUGACAUCACCGAGGGGGUGGAGCUUCUUCAUUAGGACCGGAGCUCACUGAUUGGCCGACCUCAUGAUGUCAUGUAGACCGUGCCUGGCCGGUUCUGAUGAAUAAAGAUGAUUAUUUUCUCCA